Messenger RNA from Fundulus heteroclitus (mummichog), 1287 nucleotides. Its product is annotated as transmembrane protein 263. The transcript has 3 exons. Lineage: Eukaryota; Metazoa; Chordata; Actinopteri; Cyprinodontiformes; Fundulidae. The record is from RefSeq and is a predicted model, not a curated record. Bases 235 to 618 code for a protein of 127 amino acids.
UUACCGGAAGUGCGCGGCCUGUUCAGACGCGCUGUGACAGCGGUGCUCGUGCUCGUCAGCGUGUGCGUGUGCUCGGUGAAGGCGCCACGUCGGCAGAAGCAGCGCAGAGGAGAAGAGAGCCGCAGCUCUGCAGAAAGUCCGCAGAAGUUGUUGAGGAGGACGGAAGGCUGCAGGCUGAACCCAGGAAGCAGCGUCCCAGGCCCGGCUGUGUCUCAGCGAGAAGCAGCAGGAACCAUGGUGAAGGAUGUGAACAGCGUGAACGUGGAGCCGCAGCCCGGGACCAGCCUGUCCUCGGACGAAGCAGAACCCGCUGACGGCCAGCCUCCAGAGGAGCCCGGUAAGGACCACGCCGUCGCUCCCCCCGGCAUGGUGUGGCGGGUCACCGGCGGCCUCUUCAACGUCACCAAGGGCGUGGUCGGCGCCGCGGUGGGCGGAGUGGCCUGGGUGGGCGGGAAGAGCCUGGAGAUCACCAAGUCGGCCGUGACCACGGUGCCGUCGAUGGGCGUGGGGCUGGUGAAGGGCGGCGUGUCGGCCGUGGCCGGCGGCGUCUCCAGCGUGGGCUCCACGGUCGCCAGCAAGGUGCCGUUCACCGCCAAGAGGAAAGACAAGGCGGAGUGAGGAGGAGGAGGCGAGGACCAAAGGAUUGAAAAGUGACGGAUUCGCCCCGCCCUGAGCCAACCGAGAGAGGCGGCCCGCUGAUCUCGACCAAUCAGACGCCACAGUGCCUUCCCCACCCCCCCACGGUCACCAUAACUCCCAGACUUUAAAGACUGCGCAGCUCUUAGUACUACUACACCAACCCGGACGCGUCCUGCUCGUCUGCUCCGUGGCGACGUCACGAUGAACUCUAGUUUACAGACCCGCCUGAGGCCACGCCCACUUUCUGCUCCCCGACCCGCAGACGUCCGCUGACACCUUUCCGUCUUCAGAUGCUGAUUCUUGUUCCUGGUUGUUUCUCAGUGGUGUUGAAGUAUUAUUGCAACCUGUUUGUGUUGAGGGAUCACGCUGUUUGUUCUGCUGAGGAGCCCUGAGGCCCCCCCCCCCCCCGCAUGCAGGAACAUCUCUGAAAUACCUACAGGCUGACGACACCGGACCCGUCAGAACCGGGUUUCCUCUGCAGCGUCUUUCUGGUGAAACAACCCAGGAAAGCUGAGCGGUUCCUUCCUCUGCUGCGGCGCAGGAAACAAUCACGAGCAUUUCAAUGCAGCUGUUGUUAAACUUUGUGAAAGAUGUUUGUAUUAUUAUUUUGUUUUUCCAAUAUAUCAAUAAAGUAGUUUAGAAGGUAAA